Messenger RNA from Clunio marinus, 5018 nucleotides. NCBI's taxonomy places the organism in Eukaryota, Metazoa, Arthropoda, Insecta, Diptera, Chironomidae. The record is from the annotation of a GenBank genome assembly.
GAAUUUCAUUUGUUUAUCAAUCAAAGUUAACUUUAUGACAAAAAAUAUAAAUUUUAUCUCUUAAAAUGAGUCCUUCGAAAAAGAAAAAGCGUUCUUCAAUAUUGAAAAGAAGACAAUCAUCACUUGAUUCUCCAGAAGCGACAACAACAGCAAGCGCGCUUCCAAAAAGAGGAAUUCUUUUUAAGAAAACUAAUACUGUAAAAGAAUUUAUACACUGCGAUGAGCGGCCAACAGUUUGGGGAAAUUCUUAUGAAACAUCAAUUGCAAAAUCUGAAGGAUCGAGUGAUGGAUCAACAGCUCAAAAAAUUAGCUUUGACUUCACAAAUACAUACAUUCAUACAUCCACCAGUUCGACACUAUGCGAAGUCGAUAAAGAAAAUUUCAUAGCUUCGCUUGCUCCACCAGAAAUUUACUCAGAACCGCAGAAGGUUGAUCGAGAGUCCACGUCGUUGAAUAACUCACAAGGAAGUAGCUUGAAUCUUGAUAACGUUACAGUGCCAAUGAUAAAUGAUGAAAAAAUUCGUUUGAAAAAAUACGAGCCUGAAAAUCUCAACUUAACAACGUUACACGACGCAUCCAAUUAUCUCGCAGCUGGAUCAUCGAGGUCACUCAAUAAUCUCAUAUUGUCACCACGUAAGACAGUUGUAUAUCAUGAUAAACCAACUGACAUUGUUGUUUCCAUUCACGACAAGGUAUUUGUCAAAAAAGAUGACAUUUCGAUAAGUUGGGAGCAUAAUGACAUUUCAUCUGAUCUUGUCAAAAGUUGCUCAAAUCGAAUAACAACUUUUGCCAACAACACGAUGAAUAUUACGUUAGAAAACGAAGAAAAGAAAGUUCCAUCAGUUUUUAAAGAACCAAAAUGUUUCAAACCACCAGAAGAAUUCACAACAAUUCCAAAACAUUUGACAAAUCUUUCAACUAAUUUCAAUUCGCCACCAAUCAAAACUCCCAAACUAAAUCAUCAAGAAAUUAUUGUCGAUGAUUUUAUGGAUUUGGUAGUUUCUGAGACACCAACAAAAAAUCUAUGUCCACAAAUGUGCAUGGUAAAGAAACACAACAUCACACCAAUGGCACUUGACACUCAGCCACCAGCUAAAGUUGUUUAUUCCACCUCAAAAUCGAGUUGGUUGAGAAAACGAAAUUUAUUAAAUGAUUCGAGCAAAAUGGAUUUAGAAACUUCUGUGAAAAUUUCCCCUUUGAAAGCACGAGAAACAAUUUUUCAAGAAAAAGAAGUUGAAGAAACUUUUCUUGAAAAGACAAACCUUAAAGUUGAAGCUAAUCGUGGGACAAUAUUUGAGAAGACUUUAACACCUGAAAUUUCUUCACUUGUCGUGAGUUUACCACCAAACCAUCGUGCACGAAAAACUCUCUUCGAUGAUGACAUCGAUGAAACUAUAGUAACAAAAACUGAUGAAAAAGAAAAGGAAAAUGAAAUGUUUUUCGAUUUGGGAGCUGAUGAGACGAUAAAAAGUACAAAAAACAUGACAUUAACCAAAGUUAUAGAUCUUCCAUCAAUAUUUAAGGCAACUAAGAUUGAAGAAGCGAACAAAACUGUCAACCUCAGUGACAUUUCAUUAGCAUCAAACUUUGGAGGACAAAGUCAACGAUUAUCAACAAUGAUGAACUUUUCAGGAAUAAACGAGACAGGAAUAUCUGAAACAACUGCUGAAAUUGCUGCUAAAGCCGCUCGUCUUUUAGCAAAUCCAAUGGCAACAACAUCAUCGAAUAGUAAUUUGUUCUCAAGAACAUUUCAAGCUGACACACCAAUUGAUGAAUUGUGUGGAAGUUCACUUCAUCAACGAUCAUUGCCAGCACAGGAAUGUCGUGCAAGAAAAACAAUUCUUGAUGGAAAUAUGUCAUUAAAUGUGAAUGAAAUGAAGCGAGAUGGAAAUGAAGUGAAGAUCACUUCUGAUCUUGAAAUUUCUGGAAUUGAGCCAAGCGUCGAAAAUCCUAAAAAUCCUCGUGCAACAAUUUUUGAAUUGACAGCAAUGGAAGAAGAACCAAUUGCAAUAAAAAGUAAUGAAGAAGCGUUAAUUAAGAAAAAGAAUUCAAGACAAACAACUUAUGAUUGUCACAGUAUGAUUUCUUCAGACAACGAAUCAAUUAAUGAGAUUAAAACACUUCCAACUACAGAAAAUACAAAGAAUAUCGAAGAAGGAAAUGUGAAAAGCAGACAAACAAUUUAUGAUAAUCAAAAUAUCACUCUUACGCCAAAAAUGAAUGAUCUUUCCAUUGAAGAGAAGGUUUCAAAGCCAAACAUUAAAUCGAGAGAAACGAUUUACGGAAAUCAAACAAUUUGCGAUAUUUCUAAUGUUGUUGAAGAGAUGGAAGAUGGCGGAGUGAAGAUUGAAGUGGUUGAGAAGGAAAAGACGUCAAGACAAAUGAUUUUCGGAGAUCAAACGAUUGUUGAUUCGCCAGCAGUUCCUGAAACACUUCCUAAGGCAUCAACAUCGACCAGACAAACGAUUUAUGAAAAUGAAAUGAUGACCGAUUCGCCAACAGUUCCUGAAACACUUCCUAAGCCAUCAACGUCGACUAGACAAACGAUUUAUGAAAAUGAAAUGGUAACCGAUUCACCAGCAGUUCCAAAAGUAUUUCUUACAACAACAUCCACCAGACAAACGAUUUUUGGAAAUCAAACAAUUUCUGAUAUUUCUGGCAUAGCUGAAGACAUGAACGAUGGCGAUAUGAAUAUUGAGGUAGUUGAGAAGGAAAAGACGACAAGACAAACGAUUUACAGAAGUGAAAUGAUAAAUGAUUCGCCAGAAGUUUCUCAAACACUACUUAAGCGAAUAGCAUCGACCAGACAAACCAUUUAUGCAAAUCAAACAAUGAUUGAAAGUCCAAAGAACUCAACAGAGAUCGUUGAAAAGAAGAAAGUUGAGAUUGCAAUUUAUGAAGAUUCGAUAAUUGAAGAAGAAAUAACAGAAAAACCGGAAAUUGUUGUUGAGGUGAAGAAAACUGUUUCAGGUGAAGAAAAUUGUGUUGAUGACGUUCCAAGAUGCGCUCCUUUCGAUGCUCCAUUCAGAUUUCAUCAACAAUCUCUCAAAUCUCUUGCUGAUCAUUCUGGUUUUGUUGAUCUUAUUCCAUCACCUGAACGUCUUCUUGAUGGUGGAAUGUUUCCAAUUAUUUCACCACCACAAGAUUUUGUAUCGAAAAUUUACGAUGUUGAUUCAGAAAUCACAAAUUUAGAUGAAGAAAAGUUUUCAAUUUCUAAUCAUAAAAAUUCGAAACGUCAAACAAUUCAUGAAGAAGUUUGUAUGGAAAUUGAGGAAGUUUCAACAGUUGAAAAUGAUCGGAAAACUGUAAAUCAUCAUGUUGAAAUGGAAUCAACAUUUAAACAUCCAAAAGUAUUAAAAAAUGUUAAAAAGCGACAAACAACAUUCGAAGAAACUCAAAUUGAAAAAGAAAAUCUGGAACUGAAUAACGAAAAUCAAACAUUUACUGUCAAAAAUGAUUAUACAAAGUUGAUGAACAUUACAGAUGCUGAUUUAAUGCUUGAAAAUGAAUCUUUUCCAUCGAUGCUUGAAAAUAAAUCUGAAGACUUUGAAGUAUGCAAUGCAAGUUAUCACAAUGCACUUCGAGAGUUUGUUAACGUUUCGUUAUCAAAUGCGGCAUUGCAAGCUUCACCACCUCCGAUUGAACCAACAAAGGCAAAAAUAAAGAAACGAACAUUUCGUCGACCGAUUGAUAUGAGCAUGAAAGUUGAAGAUGACAUCGAAUCACCAGAGAAAGUCACACAUCAAUCACAUCUUGAUAUUGACAAGUUCUUGGAGAAUCUGAAAAUUCGCCCUGCUGUAACAAUUCGAGAUGUUCCAGAAAUUGAUUACAAUUUUAUUAAGAAAAAUGCUUCGAGAAUAAAAUUGGAGCGACUAGCAAUGAAAGCAGAAUCAGAAGAAAGAAAAUUGACAGCAAUAAAACAAUUUCCAGAAAUUCCUGAAUAUAAAUUUCUGAUUGCCAAUCAGUUAGCAGCAAUGGAUGAAGAAAUUGAAAGAAAAGUUCAGGAAAGAUGCUUCAUUACGCCAGUGUUUCCACUUGCAUGCAAUUUUGAAGUUUUGCUCAAGAAUAAGUUUGAAACUGAUGAAAAUUUAAUUCAAAACUGGAAGCUUGAUUUGAUCUUCGCACACUUGAAUCAUAUCAAAUUGAAACACAGAGCAAUGGAACCUUUCAAAAUUGAUUUUACAAUCGCCAAUCCAACGAAUAAUAUUGAUCAAAGUACAAUUGCAAUUCAUUUUCGUAAUGUUCUCAUGUAUCGAAAUCCAUCAUAUCGCGAUUGUAAACAACAUUGGGGAUUUCGUUUGAUUCUUGUCACUGAAGAGUUUCUAAGAAUCGUUGGAACUGACAUUCUUACACAAUUCUGUCCGACGAUGAAUCAUUUCUUUGACUUUCUUGAUAAAUAUCAUGGGAAUGUCAUGAAGGCAGUGACUAUUGUGAAGAAUCUCUUUGACAUUAUUAAAAAUUAUCAUGCGAUUAUUGAAAAAGAUGAAGAAAGUCAAUCUCUUCAUAUUAUCAAACGCCAUUUCACUCAUAACAACGAGGACAUCGUUGACGUAGAAAUCUUGUUAAUUCCUGGUCAUCUUGAAGAUACAAAUGUGAGACAUGUUAAGGUGAAGUCACUGACACGUUGCGAUUGCGAACACAAAGUAACGCCACGUCCUAACUUAAUCAACAUGACUGGUCUUGUCUUAAUUGAAAUUAUUUUGUUUGAUAUUGAAAAGUUUUUGCAAGAACAUACGCAAAGUGUUUAUUUGACGUGAACUUUAUCAACAAUCAUUUACAAUCCAAUAUUUAUGAAUUUUUAAAAAGAAAAUAAACGUAAAAGAAGAAAAAUAAAAUUUUGUUUUGUUUAAACUUGAUGACGACGAAGAUUGCGUUCAGCUAGGGCGAUUUGAAGUUCAAGAAGUCUUUCCUUCUUCUUUAGGACAGCAUUUUUCAGAAAAACGUUUUCUUUUCGAACUCGAUCAACUUCUGAUGUUAUUGAAGUGUUUUGUUGUGGUGUUUGGAACUGAAAAAAGAUA